Molecule: messenger RNA, 213 nt
Organism: Auxenochlorella protothecoides
Lineage: Eukaryota; Viridiplantae; Chlorophyta; Trebouxiophyceae; Chlorellales; Chlorellaceae
Exons: 1
Coding region: 1-213 (70 amino acids)
Source: RefSeq, a predicted model, not a curated record
AUGGGCGUCGAGGCAGAGUUUGUGCGCCGACAUGCGCAGCACACGGUGUAUACAACGCUAAGGGACGGGCACCUGCUACAGUAUACACAGUCAAAAUCGCUUGCGGAGAGCAUCCCUCGACUUCAUGCCCUCAAAGGGAGAGCUGCGGUCUGUAAACGGGUGGGCAUCCCAGGCCUUGCCAUCCACCUGACUUGCACUGCAUCCAGGAUCUGA